Molecule: messenger RNA, 1095 nt
Organism: Seminavis robusta
Lineage: Eukaryota; Bacillariophyta; Bacillariophyceae; Naviculales; Naviculaceae
Source: the annotation of a GenBank genome assembly
AUGAACCGCAACAACAUCUAUAGCAACAACGAGACAAGUGACAACAACCAUCCGAUGGACGACGCAUUGUUGAGUGAAGACGAAGAACGCGAAUUCCUGAAUGAUCUAGAGGGUCCGCCGACUGUCAGUACUUCUUGCGCAGAAGAGCUCUUUGACAGUGUCCUUCCUCCCUUGCACCACGUAACGAUUCCCAACGCCAGCAGCCGACGUCGCGCUCAUACGGUCGACACGGUCCAACAACAACGCCGCGCUUCCGAGAGUAUCAUCCACAACCAGAAUCAGUUGUUGUUGGAAGAUGGCCAAGACGACGACGAUAGCACGCUCAGCGUCGAUUUGGAAGAGCACAAUGACACGUCCUUAUUCCGUCGUCCGGAUGAGACUACCGCUCCUACGAGUCAACGAACGCUUCGCUUGACGCUAUCGCAGGAGAGUCGGUUACAGCGCCGUCAAAUGCUGGUCAAUUCACGCUGUGUCCGAGGAUUCCUGACUCUCUUUGUCUAUGGCAUUUUGGUACUUCAACCCUCCUUGUUGACGGCCACGGCUCCGGAUGCACUCGAACCGCUCGAUACUCCAACGACACAGCCCAUCAACAACUCUACAUACAACAACAAGAAAAAGACGCUAGUCCCACUCGCCAAUCUGCCCAAAUUCCGACACAAACCACGGACUGCGGGUAUGACCAAAUACCACAAGACUAAUAGCACCGCGGCACACCAUACCGCCCCUCCCCAAAUUUACCACAAAAAGCAGCGGCCCAUUCUCAGUGCAGCCCAUUCCUAUCAAUUCCAUCAGGAACCAUUGGCGUUUGGCCGAGAGUUGAAAACUUCCUUUGUUGUUGACUCCAGCGACUAUUCAAGAGAAGCUCCGUCGCAAUUCUUUUGGGGAACCAGUCUCGUUUGGUUGUCGCUAUUGUGUCUUAUUGUCGACACUUCCUACCGCGAGUGGCAGUAUUACCGAUGGCAUCGGCGUCAGCCCUCCACUUCUUCUUCUUCUCGGCGACAGCAUCAUCGACGAUCGCCCAGCCCAGUUCCCGUGCGACGCCGACAACAGCAACGGCGGAGACCGCAACAACGACCUCGAUUUGAUUCCUUCUAG